This is a messenger RNA of Kluyveromyces lactis, 1989 nucleotides long. It is a transcript of the gene GTB1, whose product is annotated as Gtb1p. Gene Ontology annotation, biological process: N-glycan processing. The record is from RefSeq and is a predicted model, not a curated record. Lineage: Eukaryota; Fungi; Ascomycota; Saccharomycetes; Saccharomycetales; Saccharomycetaceae. Gene Ontology annotation, cellular component: glucosidase II complex. The coding region runs from base 1 to 1989 and encodes 662 amino acids. The transcript has a single exon.
AUGCUGUUACUAUUGAUGGUACUUUUCUCUUUGGCAUGUGCUUCCGAAAGUAUAAGAGGUGUACCACCAGAGAAUCAGUCACUAUACUCGCCCUUACCAGAGGAUCCAACAAAAUGGAGAUGCCUAGAUGAUACAGCAAAAGUGAUACCGUACAGCUCUAUAAAUGAUAAUUUGUGUGACUGCUCGGAUUGCUCUGAUGAACCAGGAACUAAUGCCUCUCAAGAGCGUGCUCUUUUCUACUGUAAUAAUGAAGGAUUCACUCCAAGAAAUAUACUGAAUUAUAAGAUUAACGACGGUGUAUGCGACUGCUGUGAUUGUUCAGAUGAGUAUUUGCGUGAGCCGUUCAGUCGUGGUAAAUCAUGUUCAGAGUUGAAUGAUGAGUUUCAGCGAAUACUUAACACAGAAUUGGAAAAUUACCGUGCUGGUGUCACUGCUUUGAAGAAACUCAAAUCCAAGACGAAAGAUAAUACAGACGAUCCCAACAGUGCUGAAAAUGUUCAUUUUCAAAUAGAUGGAUUGACUACGUACUCAGUGGAUCUUAAAACAGCAUUGAACAAUGUCGAAGAAAAUUUACAAAGUUUAGAGGAAUCUUACAGAUGUAAACUCUUUGAAGAAUCGCCACAAUUAUUUGAAUACGAGAACUUAAACGUUACUUUUAUCACUGACUCGGUAGUGUCUGUGUUCUCUCAUGCUCAAAUGUUAUCAAAUGCUUUUAAUGAACUAAAGUUCAUCUUGAAUAAUUUAUAUGAAACUUAUAACCGUAAACUUAAUGAUAAAGUGGUAAUUAAGAACAUGAAGCAAUUUGCAGAAUUAGAAAUGAAGUUUAAGAAGUCCUUCCAGCCUGACGGCCGCUUGGACGGUACUCAGCGUGACCAAAUCAAUGAAUAUCUUAAUGAAGAGCUUCCAACAUUUUUAUUUGAGGGUAAAAGCAAAUAUACUCCUGAGAUUAUCGUUGCCAAAUCUAACUUUAUCCAGAGAAUCAUUAACGUCAAGUAUAAAACCAAGGAUUUAACUCUUGAUGGAAUAAAACAGUUCCAACAAAUUGCAGAUGAUAUAAUUGAAAAUCAUGACAUAAAUUUUCAAGACGGCGCAGUGAAGAGCUUCACCGACAGUUAUAUGUCGUUCAUGUCCAAAUAUGAGGAUUCCCUGUACGCCAUUGAUUUCCCUGAGAAUUUCAGUGACACAUUUUCCGAAUUAUUGCUGUUCAUUGGGAAAGAGGCACCAAACAUCGCAGUCGACUCAGGAACGGAAGGUUCUGACUGGGGUGUAAUGAGGAUAGUCCAAGGUGCAUUCGAUCGUAUGAACUUUUUCUCUACUUCAUUGCAAUCCUACCGAUCCCAGAUCAAAUUCAUGAAAGAGCAACGACUCUCACUAAAAAAGAAGCUCAGAAAGACAGAAAAGAAGAUCAUAGAAUUGAAACAGAAAUUGAACGACCAAGGUGGAGAAUACUCAGAGUCACAAUUGAUCCACAAACAAGUUGGCACGUUGCUAAAUAAUUUAAAGGAUUUCUGUGUCGAUAGCGAACUUAAUUCCUAUAUCUACAGAUUAUGCUAUUCAAACGACAAAGGCGGUGAUAUUGUUCAAAUAGAGAACAAACCUGAUGGUAACAAAGUUGUGAUAGGCCGUUAUAGAGGCUUCACGAUCGACACCAAUUCAAAAUAUGACGUUUACCUUCAAAGCUUGAAAUAUAGGUAUCCAAACACAGAAGUUGGCAACCAUUUAUCAAGUGACACUGUCGAAAUCGGCAAAGAGGAAAUCUUGUUGGGAAAUCUACCUGAUUUGAACAAUGGGUUAAUAUUAGAGUACAGAGGGGGUACUAAAUGCUGGGAUGGUCCUUUAAGAUCCGCCACAAUUCAAAUGAGAUGUGCACCGGAUUUCAAAAUCGAGUCGGUUUCAGAACCAACGAGAUGUUCUUACGUAUUUGAAAUGACAGGACCAUUAGGAUGCGAUCCUCAUUUCCAUUAUGAAAGACCAAACUGGCUAAUAUAA